UCGAUGGCGUCAUCAUGUUCAAUAGAUACACAGAAAGCCUUUGGGCCUGCUAAUCCCCACUGCUAUGGCGGAUUUGAUUUUACCUUGUUCUUCGAGGAGGUUUUCCUUUCUAUAAUACCCUUCAUCGUCGCGUUGCCAUUUCUUUUCCUCCGACUGUACAAACUACACAAGGCCAGCAUAAAAGCAAGUGGCCGAAGAUGGCAUUUUGCGAAGCAGUCUGGUUAUCUGCUCUAUGGAGCAGUCCAGCUCAUUUCAUUAGGUGCAAUGGCGAUGCCCGAAACUGUCAAAACGAGAGCGAAAGUAGCAUGCACAGUAUUCAGCAUCAUAGCGACCGGCAUGCUUGGAUUGGUGUCGCACUUCGAACACUACCGGAGCCUUAGACCUUCGACAAUUAUCACCACAUACCUUACCGUUUCUGCCGUUUUCGAUGCAGCUCGAACACGUACACUUUGGGCUACAAAUGGCGCUCGGCCACUCGCUAUCAUGCUUCUGAUAGCAACAUUGAUCAAGGUCUUUCUCCUUGGUCUUGAGCUCAAGGGAAAGCAGGCAUGGCUGAUCGUGAAGGAGAGUUCACCGGAGGCUACAAGUGGCUUCUUCAGUCGCCUGACCUUCUGGUGGAUAAACCCCAUGCUUCUCAGAGGAUACCGAACCCCUCUUCAAGAGAGUGGGCUCUUUGAGCUCCAGCCAGCACUUGUUGGAGAGAAAGAACUCCUUGGUUUAUUCGAGAAGUGGGAGACAUCGCCUUAUAAAACCCGACCCAAUGGCUUGUUCUUCAUUGCCGUUCGGCAUCAUUGGCGAACCUUUGCGUCCGCAAUCUUACCCAGGAUGUGUGCUACUGGAUUUAACUUCAGUCAACCCUUCCUUCUCGAGCGCGUCCUGAGCUACUUGACCAAGCACGACUAUGCAAACCGCAAAGCAGUCGGGUAUGGCCUCAUCGCCGCAUAUGUCCUUGUCUACUCUGGGUAUGCUACUGCCGGCGGUCUUCACCAACACCGAACCUACCGGAGCAUCGCGAAGCUACGUGGUACUCUGGUUGGCCUUCUGUACCGCAAAACGUUGACGCUCAGCUCAUCGGCACUGAAAGAGUCGGAAGCAGUCACUUUGAUGAACGCGGACGUUGAGCGUAUAACCGCGGGUCUUCGCCAGGUCCACGAACUGUGGGCUAGUCUGUUCGAAAUAGCCCUUUCCGUCUGGCUUCUCUAUAGACAAAUUCGGUGGGCGGCUCUAGUGCCGCUCGGGGUCAUCUUUGCUUGUACUGGUGCCGCGAUAGGAGCUUCUCCUAAGCUCGCUAAUGCACAAAAAGCGUGGCUCGACCGUAUCCAGACAAGAAUCGACGCAACCGCUUCCAUGUUAGGAGCGAUGAAGGGUAUCAAGAUGACUGGCCUUACCCCUCACUUGGCUAACCAGAUCCGCAAUCUUCGUGAAAAGGAGAUCACAACCUCUAGACGGUUUCGCGCCUUGUUAGUGAGGAUUGUCGCGCUAUCUUUUACCAGCACUUCCUUGAGCCCCGUGUUUGCACUAGGAACGUACAUCAUGCUGGCAAAAUACCAAGGUUAUGCUCCUUUGGACACGUCCCGCGCCCUCACUUCUCUGGUGUUGCUCCAGCUUCUUAUGGAGCCGGUAGCCUUUUUCAUCACCUCCCUUUCAGGGCUCAUCACAGCUAUGGGUUGCUUCGAGCGGAUUCGAAUUUACCUCAACAUCGACGAAAAGGCGGGAGGCUCUUCCAUCAAGCCUAUAGAACGCCCUGCGGCUGAGGAGUUCGACUUUGCCGCUGAGGCUGAGGAAGAGAAACGCAACUCUACGUUCUCAAAUAAGAAAGACUGUAUCGUUGCUCACAACGCCAGUUGUGGAUGGGACUUAGCCAAACCACCAUCUCUUCGUGGCCUGAACUUUACUAUCAAAGAAGGAAGUCUCGUAAUGAUCGUCGGUCCUGUGAGCAGCGGCAAAUCAACGCUUUUGAAGGCCCUCUUGGGAGAGAUGCCUACAGCUCAAGGGUUCUACCGAUCCUUCUCAAACGAAAUAGCCUAUUGUGCUCAAAAUCCCUGGCUGGUCAACGGAACUGUAAAAGAAAAUAUUAUCCACGACACAUACUACGACCGUAGUUGGUACAACACUGUACUACAGGCUUGCGACCUUGAGACAGAUCUCUCACAAAUGCCACUUGGGGAUGAUACAGUUGUUGGAAGCAAGGGCCUCUCCUUAUCCGGCGGACAGCAAGCUCGUGUGACCAUGGCCAGAGCGCUUUACUUCCGUAAGAGUCUCGUCAUGUUUGACGAUUCAUUGAGUGGACUGGACGCCUCUACUGAAGAGCAAGUCUUCGAAUCGAUUCUAGGCGAUAAGGGUCUUCUAAGGAAGACGGACACAACUAUCAUCUUGGUCACCAACUCCGUGCAUCGUCUUUCCCAAGCUGAUCACAUCAUCGCUCUUGACUCCAAAGGCACCAUCGGGGAGCAAGGUACCUUCGAAGAGCUGUAUCUUCACCAUGGCUACGUUAGAAGCUUAUGCUCUUCCUUGUCGGACCACUCGAUAUACAGGCAAGAAAAGGAUGAGAAGAAGGAGACUUUGAAGGGAUUUGGAGCAACUCAAAAGGUGGAAAAAGAAUUGACCACGGUAGAAGACUCGACUGCGGCCGGUGAUCUCACCAUCUAUAAAUAUUACAUCCACACCUUUGGGUGGACUCGUUGGGUCAUCUUCUGCUUCUUCUGCGCCCUAUAUGGAUUUGGAACAGCAUUCCCAAAUCUAUGGGUGAAAUGGUGGGCAAAAUACAACACCGAGCAUCCUAACACGAGAAUCACGUACUAUCUAUCCAUUUACGCAAUGCUGGGCGUUCUGGCAAUUUCCUCUCUCGUUCUCGCUUGCUCGAUCCUCAUCAUGAAGAUGGUUCCGGAAUCUGGCCGCAAGCUACAUCAAAGGCUUCUGGAUACUGUGCUCAACGCCCCCAUGAGUUUUUUCGCAGCAACAGACACCGGAGUCACGACCAAUCGAUUCAGCCAAGACCUCGAACUCAUCGACAUGGAACUGCCAGUUUCCUUAGUCCGGACCGCUAUGAUGGCAUUCGUUCUCAUCGCCCAGCUCCUGGUCAUCGUGACAGCUUCAAAGUACAUCGGUGCAGCGAUGCCAUUCUGCCUUGUAGUAGUCUACAUGGUGCAGAAGUUCUACCUCCGUACUAGCCGACGUCUCCGCCUUUUGGACAUUGAAACCAAGGCACAUCUCUUCACGCAUUUCCUUGAGCUACUAAGUGGCCUCGUCACCAUUCGAGCCUACCAGUGGGAGCGACAGCAUCUUACUCGCUUCUUGGAAGCGCUCGCAAGAUCUCAGAAGCCUUUUUACCUACUUUACUGCAUCCAACGAUGGCUCAACCUGGUCUUGGAUUUGAUAGUGGGCACAAUUGCAGUCAUUCUAGUCAUCAUUGCCGUUGGGACAAAGGGGGCUAGUAGUGACCCGGGCCUCAUUGGCCUCGCUCUCGCGAAUCUUGUGGGGUUCUCUCAAAUGUUGAAGCAAUUGAUCACGAAUUGGACUUUGCUAGAGACAUCCAUGGGCGCGCUUGCAAGAGUCCGAAGCUUCACUGAAGAAGUUAAGUCCGAGAAUCUUCCACAUGAGAACCACAGCCCACCAGACCAGUGGCCAAUGUACGGUGCGAUCGAGUUCCAGAACAUCACUGCCUCUCACCAAGGAGCCUCCCGACCUACGCUCGAUAACGUCAAUCUUAACAUCGCCCCGGGGACUAAGAUUGCACUCUGCGGCCGUAGCGGCAGCGGAAAAAGCAGUCUGAUUGCCUCGCUUCUCCGUCUCCUCGAUCUCUCUCACGGCAAAAUCCUCAUCGAUGGCGUCGACAUCUCAGACCUCCCACGACAAGACGUCCGCAGCCGCAUCAUCGCACUCCCACAAGACCCCUACGUUCUCUCCGGCUCUAUCCGUGACAACGUCGACCCGCUCCAUGUCUGCUCCGACCAAGAAAUCGUUGCUGCCUUGGAGAAAGUCGAGCUCAGCCACAUCCUCAUGGAGAGCUGGUUGGACGAUAAGCUCACAUCCGACAUGCUCUCCCACGGCCAAUGCCAGCUCCUCUGCCUUGCUCGCGCCAUGGUGCGCAAAGGCAGCAUUCUAGUCCUCGACGAGGCGACUGCGAGUGUGGAUGUUAACACUGAUGCCCUCAUGCAGCGGCUCAUCCGAACCGAGUUUGCGCACUGCACUAUCAUUGCGGCCGCGCAUCGACUGGACACUAUCAUUGAUUUUGACGCCGUCGCGAUAUUGAAUCGGGGAAAGCUGGUGGAAUACGAUUCGCCACAGAGGCUGUUAUCGAAGGAGAGCGCGUUUAAGGAGCUGUAUCAAAUCCAGAAGGGCGAGACGCAGAGUUGGGAUGCAAGUGUGUUGACGCUUUUGGAGAAUGUGGUAAUUUCGCCGAUAAGGUAGUUUGUUGAAGCUUUGGAGCCAUUGCAUUUACUGGCGUACUCAUUUGCAUAUUGCAUAUUGCAUAGCC
Molecule: messenger RNA, 4477 nt
Organism: Mytilinidion resinicola
Lineage: Eukaryota; Fungi; Ascomycota; Dothideomycetes; Mytilinidiales; Mytilinidiaceae
Product: P-loop containing nucleoside triphosphate hydrolase protein
Exons: 5
Coding region: 4-4410 (1468 amino acids)
Biological process (GO): transmembrane transport
Cellular component (GO): membrane
Molecular function (GO): ATP hydrolysis activity; ATP binding; ABC-type transporter activity
Source: RefSeq, a predicted model, not a curated record